This is a messenger RNA of Micropterus salmoides (largemouth bass), 2484 nucleotides long. RefSeq names its product coiled-coil-helix-coiled-coil-helix domain containing 1 (gene chchd1). Gene Ontology annotation, molecular function: RNA binding. Gene Ontology annotation, biological process: mitochondrial translation. The transcript is spliced from 3 exons. Gene Ontology annotation, cellular component: nucleoplasm; mitochondrion; mitochondrial ribosome. The record is from RefSeq and is a predicted model, not a curated record. NCBI's taxonomy places the organism in Eukaryota, Metazoa, Chordata, Actinopteri, Centrarchiformes, Centrarchidae. The coding region runs from base 181 to 549 and encodes 122 amino acids.
GACACUGAAUUGCUUCUUACGGCAGAACAUGGCGCUGUCCUGAUAAUGUCGGUGAACUGAAGACUGGUUUUCCUCUCUUUUCGUCCUCACAGUUGCGUAUAUCCGCGCGGUGCGGCAGCAGAGCUCCCCGCUGUGCUCGGCCAGAGGUAGAGAGGAGCAAGUGCGGCUUUAUGUGGUGACAUGGCGGCGCAGGGAGGCACGCUGUUCCAGGAGAAGGUCAGCAGGCUGCUCAGUAGGCAGAACGGAAAACCAGUACUCAAACCCAACAAGACUCUGGCUUUAAAAGAUGCUGUAGCCAACCGCAAACUGAAGAAAGGAGAGGCCACCUGUGUCACAGAGAUGUCAGUCAUGAUGGCCUGUUGGAAGCAGAACAACUUUGUGGAUGGUCUGUGCUCCAAUGAGAUGAACGCCUUCUACACUUGUGUUGCGAAGGCUCAGGCUGCUAUGAAGAAUAAAUCUGAACAGACCAACAUCCAGGGAGGACGCCUACACCCCAAACAAGCCACAACCCUGCUGAAGAGAUUUCCCAACCUGCGCACUGAGAUCUAAGAAACCAACUUUUUAAUGCAGAGGUUAUACAGACUUGAAAUGUGCAGGUUAAAAAGAGGCCAUGGGACUGGGUCUUGGUCUGGGUUUCAUCAUGUUAGGUGUUCAGACUCAACUACUGUAUGAUUAAAAAUAAGAUGCCAUGCACAUUUAUGAAAUUAAUAAAGCAAGGAGCAGAGCACUGAAAUGGACGAUUUUGACACAAACUCCUUCAAUAUGUGACAUCAGGUUUCCAAAGGUUAUUCAAUCAUUUCAUAUUGAUGACUAAUAUUCUGUAACGGUACAGCCUUCUUAUUCACAGCACGCUGCGUUGUACGGUUUGAAAUAUAACAUGACUUUCUCCUCACGUCCUGAUUUGGCUCUGAUGAAGAUGAUGCCAUUUUGUCUCAAUCCAAUUUAGCAGAGUGGUCUCAUUCAGAGCAGAGAUGUUAUUAGUGGAAGUAAUGGAAUUAUUCCACUUGGGUUUCAUGGCUCCUGGACCUGAGCUUAUUUUAUGCUUUGCCAUUCCUGUGGAAGUUUAGAUUGGUGGUUAACAGAUGUUGAUCAGGCAGAUAGGGUUACAUAGAUUACCGGUAAGCAAAGCUCAGUGUGGCUGAUAUGGAUAUUCCUGAACCUUCUGACUUUGUCCCUGUUCCAUUCUACUCACUAAUCAAAGCAGGUUUAGGGUCAGUAUUGUGUUCAUGCUGUAAAGUGACAACAUUUGGUAUCCUCAAAGUUAGUAUGAGUACUAUAGAACUGCGGAUUGUUGAGUGUGCUGAUGUACACUAUUCUCCCACAAUGCAAUCUAGAAAGGAAACAGGAGCUGCUGUGGGGUGAGGGGGGGGGGGGACUAAAUAAUCGUUGGUCGUGGUGAAACAGCUCCAGAAAGAUCUUAAUCUAUGGAAAAAAACAUUUACUUUUCUUUUUGGGAAAACCGAGGAAUUCUUUGACAAUAAAAUGGUACGAACUGAAUACUGUAAGCAUGUAGUGUGGAAUUGGGACACGACACUUUCUGUCGAUGUAUUUAACCAGUUCUAAAUCAGACAAUUCUAUUUGAAUAUAUGGUUCGAUUCAUGGAUACAUAAUUAUUCAUGUGUGGCAUGCAUUUAACAUUAAGCAUAAUGUUAACAGCAUAAAUCUGACUGGGUCCAGCCAUGCUUGCGCCAGUUCACAAGCUGAUAAUAUUUUUGACAAAGGUAUGUUUUGUUGUUUAAAAAGUCCACUAGUGUUCCAUUAUUUUUCUGAUGGGUUGGAAGCUCCAACGUCUGAGGCUUGACAGAUGACAAAGAGCAGCCUUUUCAAUGCAAGAAGGUUAUAUAUUUCACGUUAUAACACAAGCACCAUGUUUGUUUCCGGUUUGAAUAAAGAACUGUUGAAUGUACAUGUAGUGUAUAGGCUGGAACUGUCAUCAACAAAGGUAUGGUCUUUAACGGGGUACUCCACUGAUGUUGGAUUGCACUUCAAUGUAGUGCAGGGGACUCACAAGAGACAGAUUAAAGUCAAAAUCAGUGCAAUGUGUCCGAGAUAUCUGACUUUUGGUCCUUAGUAUUGGUUAAAUUUCCUACAAUGCAACUCAGCAUCUUGCUUUGGACUCCCUGCCCAGUAAAUUCUCAUACAUUUCAAACUACACAAAAUUCGUACAUACAGUUGGAGGAACAUGAAUACUCCUUCCAGUAGUGGGAUUGGGACAGUUAACCCCUGUUGCCCCUCCUAAACCAGCUUUCCUUUGACAUCCCAGCUGAAUAGAUUAGGUCUGUUCCCAUGUGUGAUCAGUCAGGGGGCUUUUCAUUCACAAAAAAUCGAUUUCAGACAAAAGUUAAUCCAAGAAUGGAUAUGCUUUUAGGAAAACACUGGGAGACUGAGCACUCACAACGUUGCUUCUUACAUUUUUCUUUGUAAUAAAUCAGUGGCUGAUAUGUGAUUUUGGGAACAACAGCAAUAAAGACAUGUACAUUUCCA